UUAUUCGCCGCCUAAAAUCCUCGGUUGAUUCGCCACUACAACUUUUUUUGGACUGCUUCCUUUAUUCCUAGUUUUUAAUUCAUCUUACCUCGUACUUCCUUUCCCUUGUACACAACAACAACCUUACAACAACCAAAUCUGCACUAAAAGGUCAACCAACAUUCAUCCAUUGUGAUACUGCGUAUGAACAACUCCUUCUGUGAUUAUUCCUGCCAGAUUUAAGCUAGCUCUUCAUCAAAAUCUGUUGAGCUUUGUUGAAGGAUGUCGUUCGUUGUGGGAUUGAUAAUCGGAAUUGCGAUUGGGUUUGCAUUGAUUAUUGGAUUUGUUCGAUCCGAAAAUGGUCGAUCCAAGCGUCGUUUUGCACUUUAGAGCGUAUAAUCACAGGUCACAUCAACUUUAAGCUACUUGGUUUUGAUUUGAUUUUGGGGUCCAUCAGAAUCCUGGAUGCAUGAUGCAUUCAAUCCUGCCCCGACCCGUUUAUGCCUCAGAAAAGCUAAGCUCCAUAUGCAGACAUAUUAGUAAUAGAACAAAUAAUUUUAUCGAUAAAUCCGAGAACAUAAAGAUUUACAUUUUUCGGCUAUCAAUUUGUAAUAUGUCGAAUUUACAUGCACAAAAACACAUUAACUCAACUGAUUUGGUGUUAAAUGUGCUAUGGAGGCAACAACGAUUGCUGCGCUUGCAAGAAUGACUCGUGAAGAUUCAAAAAAAUUGCUCACCCAAGAGUAUUACCCUUCGUGGGUUGUUUUCUCACAGAAACAAAAGUUGGCUUGGCUUAAUGCUCAUCUUACAAAGAUCUGGCCUUAUGUUGAUGAGGCAGCUUCUGAGCUUAUAAAGGCUAAUGUGGAGCCAAUUCUUGAGCAAUAUAGACCAAUUGUACUUUCUUCUUUGACUUUCUCCAAGCUUACUCUUGGCACUGUUGCACCACAAUUUACAGGAGUUUGUGUUAUUGAAGAUGAAAGUGAUGGAAUAACUUUGGAAUUGGAGAUGAAUUGGGAUGGAAACCCAAGUAUAAUACUUGAUGUCAAGACUAGACUUGGUCUAGGAUUGCCUGUGCAGGUGAAGGAUAUAGCAUUUACAGGGGUUUUUAGGUUAAUUUUCAAGCCACUUGUGAAUGAAUUUCCUUGCUUUGGAGCUGUGUCAUUUUCUUUGAGAAAGAAGACAAAGAUGGAUUUUACUCUGAAAGUAAUUGGUGGUGACAUAUCUGCUAUUCCUGGUGUUGCUGAUGCUCUUGAGAGUACGAUACAUGAUGCAGUUGAGGAUUCGAUCACAUGGCCUGUUCGAAAAGUUAUUCCGAUUCUCCCUGGUGAUUACAGUGAUCUUGAAUUAAAGCCCAUGGGGAUAUUGGAGGUGAAACUUGUACAAGCACACGGUUUAACUAAUAAAGAUUUAAUCGGAAAAUCAGAUCCAUUUGCAAAAUUAUAUAUACGCCCUUUACGUAGUAAAAUGAAAACCAGCAAAGUUAUUGAUAAUGAUUUGAAUCCAGUUUGGAAUGAACAUUUUGAGUUUGUAGUUGAAGAUAUUUCCACCCAACAUUUGACUGUAAAAAUAUAUGAUGAUGACGGGAUUCAAGCUUCAGAACUCAUUGGAUGUGGUCAAGUGAAGUUAAGUGAACUUAACCCUGGUAAAGUGAAGGAUGUGUGGUUAAAAUUGGUAAAAGAUUUGGAGAUCCAUAGAGAUAAUAAAGAUAGAGGAAAGGUGCACUUGGAGUUAUUAUAUUACCCACAUGGAGUGGGAAACGAGUUUAUCAACCCGUUUAAUUCCACGUAUUCAAUGACAUCUUUGGAGAAGGUUCUAGAAGAUGGUUCAGGGGGUGAAAAUGGUAAUUUUGUCGAUAACCAAAGAAAAAUGGUAAUUACAAGAGGAGUGUUAUCUGUGACUGUAAUAUCUGCUGAAGAUUUACCACCUGCAGACUUAAUGGGGAAAGCCGAUCCUUUUGUGGUUCUCACUAUGAAAAAAACCGGAACCAAAAACAAAACCAGGGUGGUAAAUGAAAAUUUGAAUCCAAUUUGGAAUCAGACAUUUGACUUUGUUGUUGAAGACGGUUUACACGAUAUGCUCAUUGUGGAAGUAUGGGACCAUGAUACAUUUGGGAAGGAUUUCAUGGGGAGAUGCAUUUUGACGCUAACAAGGGUUAUAUUAGAAGGGGAAUAUAAAGACAAUUUUCAAGUUGAGGGUGCCAAAUCUGGAAAACUUAGCUUAAAUCUCAAAUGGGCACCUCAGCCUAUUUUUCGCAGAUCUUAGCAAUUUUUUGCGUGGGUGUAUAUUUUCUAUAAACUUGAGAAAUCUAUGGUCAAUUUUGGAGUGACGAUGUUGUUGUGCUAUUCUAACGUUGGUUAAGAAGUUAAUUAAAAUGACAUUUGAGUUUACAAACGAUAAUUACACUUUAUAAAAUGCAAAAACGAGAUUUAUUGGGACUAAUAUUUUGGGUUGUGU
Lactuca sativa (garden lettuce) is the source of this 2433-nucleotide messenger RNA. The record is from RefSeq and is a predicted model, not a curated record. NCBI's taxonomy places the organism in Eukaryota, Viridiplantae, Streptophyta, Magnoliopsida, Asterales, Asteraceae.